Didymodactylos carnosus is the source of this 1560-nucleotide messenger RNA. The record is from the annotation of a GenBank genome assembly. NCBI's taxonomy places the organism in Eukaryota, Metazoa, Rotifera, Eurotatoria, Philodinida, Philodinidae.
AUGCUAGCCAACGAUGAGGAAAAUGAUGCAGAUAGUGAUAUUCUGUCAAUGCGUGAAAUGGGUUAUAAACAAGAGUUAUAUAGAGGUGUCUCAGCACUGAUGUCAUUUUCAUUUUGUUUCACCGCUGUUUCUGUUUUGACAUCGAUCUCAAUUUCAUUUAAUUAUGGUCUUAAUGUCGGUGGGAGUGCCGUAAUGAUUUGGGGUUGGAUAAUUGGAUUCUUUUUUACUGUGUUAAUUUGCUUGUCAUUAGCGGAAAUUUGUUCAACGUACCCGUCGGCUGGAUCAGUUUAUCACUGCCGAUUUGACCUAUAUCUUGCUUCUUUUAUGUGCGGCUGGUUUAAUUUUCUUGGAAAUGCGGCAGGUGAUGCUGCAUUCUCAAGUGGGUUUGCCAGUAUCUUGAAUGCAGCUGUCAUUUUAAACGGUGAAACAAAUUCAACAACUGACCAACUGCUUGAUAAAGGUGAACAUCGGACAGGACUGAGUAUAAAUAUACAAGUGGCUAUUGGUAUUGGUAUGUUAGCUAUUUGGGCAUUACAGAAUGCUCUUCGAAUUGAUCAACAAGGUUGGUUGAAUAAUAUAGCUGCUGUGCUUCAAGUAUCGAGUGUAAUUACAAUUAUCAUUACAAUAUUGGCAAUGGCUAAAAAUCAUGCUUCUUUACAUGAUAUAUUUUUUACAACUUAUAAUUCAACCGGCUUUAGUUUUGGUUAUGUCUGUUGUAUCGGAAUUUUAUUUACGUUAUUUUCAUUUUCCGGAUAUGAGGCUUCAGCACAUUUAUCCGAAGAAACUCGUGGAGCUGCUAAAGCAGCACCAUUGGGAAUAAUUGGUACAACAAUAUGUGCUGGUAUUAUUGGAUUUAUUUAUUUAUUCACUCUCUUGUUUGCUAUUACACCAAGUGUAAAAUAUUUCGUUGAGCAUUCAUAUAACGAAAAUUUAGCUGUUCAAGUCUAUGAAUUAAGUGUACCGAAACUCGGUGCAUUAGCGUUAACAGUAUUAUUGUUAAUUAAUAUUUAUUUUGCUGGAGCAUCAUCAAUAACUGUUACAAGUCGAAUAGGCUUUGCAAUGGCUCGUGAUGGAGUUUUUCCUGGUAGCCAUUAUUUACGUUGGAUCUAUCAAAGAACGUUAACACCCUUGGCCAAUAUUUUAUUUAUUUUUAUUAUUGAUUCACUCUUCAUACUAUUACAAUUGGCGUCUCCUAAAGCCUUUACAGCUAUCUUAUCAAUAACAACAAUUGGUUUGCAAGUUUCGUACCUGAUACCAAUUGUUUUACGUAUAACAUAUGGACGACGAACAUUUAAAUUAGGCCAGUUUAAUCUGGGUAGAUACGGUGGUAUUGUGACUGGAACAUUGAGUUCAAUAUGGCUUUUUGUUACAUCAAUAUUCAUGUUCUUCCCGACAAACUAUCCGGUGACAGUAGAUAAUAUGAACUGGGCAAUUGUCGUGGUUGCUGGCGUUACAUUGAUAGCGGCAGUUUAUUGGUUGCUAUCAGCCAGAUAUUGGUUUAUAGGGCCGAAACGAACAGUGGAUGAUCCUCAACAGGAAUUAAAUAGCCUUGUUAAAUAA